AUGGCUCCUGUACUACUAAGCACAAUGCCCCACCGCUUUAUCUACACCAUCUUCUGUGUCUUCAGAAUUAUAGCUGCUAUUGAGACUGAAUACCAGCUUGACUCUCAGCCUCUGCGUCCUUGUGAGCUGGCACGGGAAAGGGCACUGUCUAAUAGAGAGAGCUACGUCCCUCAGUGCUCAAGUGAAGGCUUAUACAGAAACAUACAGUGCAGUGGAGAUGGGCAGACCUGUUGGUGUGUAAAUGCCAAUGGGGCAGAAUUAGCAGGAAGCAGGCAGACCGAUGCCCCCCCUGUGUGUUUAUCUUUUUGCCAACUUGCAAAGCAGCGGAUUUUGGUGAGUGGGUAUAUAAACAGCACCUCAACAUCCCACAUACCCCAGUGCAAGGACUCGGGGGAGUUUGAGCCGGUACAGUGCCAUCGGGAAAGCGGACAAUGCUGGUGUGUGGAUUCAGAAGGAAUGGAGAUCUAUGGGACAAGGCAGACAGGAAAACCUUCUCAAUGUCCGCGGAGUUGCCAAGUAAGAGGCCGCCGUAUUUUGCACGGUUUCGGAGAGAAGACUCCUCCCCAUUGCUCUGCCGACGGUACAUUCCAGCCGAUACAGUGUAAGCUUCUCAAUACAACCGAUAAGAUGGCGGUGGAUGUUGUCAGCAGUUUCAGCAGGUUCCCAGAAACCUUCGAGUCGUUUUCUUCCCUACGAGAGUCUUUCCCAGAGAUCUCUGGAUACUGUUACUGUGCCGAUAGGCUGGGCAGGGAGCUGGCAGGCACCGGGUUGGAACUGCUGUUGGAUGAAGUCUAUGACACCGUUUUCUCUGGGCUGGCGCCGUCCCGCACGUUUACAGAAACCACUGUCUAUCGCAUUCUACAAAGACGGUUUUUAGGAGUGAGGCUGAUGACUUGCGGGAGAUUCCGCUGUCCAUCUGUUUGUGAAGUCCAGAGAUUCACUGCCUCUCAAAUGGGGGACAUCUAUGUUCCUUCUUGUGAUGACAAUGGAGACUUCAACCCUAUUCAGUGUCAAACAGGACAACAGUGCUGGUGUGUGGAUUCUAAAGGACGUGAAAUCCACGGAACAAGACGUUUAGGAGACUCUCCAAGCUGCAAUAUGGAUGAUUGUCCUACGAAGAGAAGGCAAGCUCUGUCAAGUUUGUUUAAUGGACCUACGGGACACUUUGGAAAGCACAGUCUGUUUGUUACUCAAGAGGAAGAAUUAGGAUCCCAAAUAAAUGCAAAAUUUUGCUCAUCUUAUCUGACGGAACUUUUUGGGAAAUCUGGCCUCCUGUUUCCCAUCAUGCAAAAAGUCAGAUUCCAGCUGGGCAGCUUUAUCAGGGACAUGGUUGCUGGUCUUUUUCCAUCCAAAGAACUGAUGCAGAUUGCCUUAAAUUUUGUCCGCAAUCCCAAAAAUUUUCAAGAAAACUUAUUUGGGGGAAAGUACUUAAAAAACCUUGGUUCUUUCAACUUCAGUGGGGCAGUUGGUACAAACAGCAAGUUCAACUUUAGUGGUUUCUUUCAACAGAUCGGAUUAACGGGCAUGUACAGCGGGGGGAAUUUUAGAGAACUCGCCAAAUUAUUUUCCGCAGCGGAAGAUUCAUACCUUACCAAAGACUCAUUAAACAUCUCCAAGCCCGUCUUUAACUUGAACCAACCCAUUCAAGGUGAUUUCGGUCGCAUAGUAAACCUUCGGGAAAACCAGGACCUCGUUGGAGUUUUUGCUUCAGUUCUAGAGUUAGAAGAAUUAGCACUGUUUUUGCGGAACGUAAUUUCUGUUCCGACUAACGUUGCUCAAAGUGCAGCAGAAGCUGUACAAGUCGUCGUUCAGUCAAACGAUUGCGAGAAAAGAAGCUCGGAGAUUUAUAUUCCAGUGUGCAAAGAAGAUGGACGAUAUAACGAUAUUCAGUGCAGUAAAACCGAGUGCUGGUGUGUGGAUGACCAGGGCAGGGAAAUAGAUAGAACAAGAACGCAGGGAAAGCACCCAAGAUGUCCUACGAAAUGUGAAAAGGAACGAUAUAGACAAACAGUGGUGAGGGAAAGCCUGCCCCCUGGGGCGGAGUUAUUUAUUCCAGCCUGUGAUCUUGAAGGACAUUUUUUGACAGUUCAGUGCACAGGAAAGCUUUGCUUUUGUGUUGAUUUAGAAGGAAGAAUCAUUCCAGGAACCCAAAAAGUCUCUGGUGAUGAUAUACAAUGCCCAAGUUUGUGCCAGCUGGCAGCCGGCAACGCCUUUCUACAGAGCACAAUGUCCUUCUUGGCAGAACCCAAACUCGUGCAGUUAUCCGAUGUUUAUGUCCCACAGUGCGCGCAUGAUGGGAAAUGGAAACCGGUUCAGUGUAACGGACCUGCUGAGCAAGUCUUUGAGCUCUAUGAACUGUGGACAAAGCAAAACAAAAACAUUACCCUUUCCGAGACUUUCAAUAUUAUACAGAGGUAUAAAAGGACCUCCGCUCAGAGCUUUCCUACCUUUGUCAAUGAGCUGUACAAUAAUGGGCAUCAGAAAGUUUUCCCAAUUUUCUCAAGCUAUAAUACCUUUAAUAAUGUUCCAGCUGAGCUUUUGAGUGGAGACCUGACCUCACCAUCUGAUAAUAUUUUACUCAAUCCUUUUGUGUUCUGGAGACUGUUAAACGGAAGCCUUACCUUCUACCCAGGGCCAUACACUGCCUUCUCUCAACCCUUAAGCCAUUUUGAGCUUCGGAACUGUUGGUGUGUUGACCUUGAAGGACAAAAACUUGAGCAGAAAGAAGUGUCCAAGAAUGAGGUUCCUCAAUGCCCGACAUCUUGUGAGCUUGCAAAGCUGAGGGCCAUGAAGUUCAUCAAAGAGGCCGAAGAUCUAUCUGCAAUAUCUAACAUUUCUCAUUUUCCUUGGGGACUGAGCUUUUUAAUAGCAAAUGGGAUAGAGCUAACAGAACGGGAACUUCUGCACCCAGAGGGCUUCUUUAGAUCAGGGGAGCCAUUCUUUGAGAGGUUCCGGGACAGAGGGGACUAUGCCGUUCAUCUGGCUGCACAAUCAACAUUGCGAUUCCAUUGGCAACAGAGAAGUUCUUUGGAGCGUUCCUCUGGAGAAGUCUCGCGGGUGGCAUAUCGCCCGUAUGUACCCCAAUGUGACGGGCUAGGGCAUUGGGAGCCUGUGCAAUAUUAUGGGAGCACCGGCCACAACUGGUGUGUAGAUGCGGAUGGGAAUUACAUAGCGGGUUCAUUAGAGGGAAGAACAUCACGCCCGCGACAGUGUCAGACGAGAUGCCAACAAGACCAAACAAACAUGGUGGUCUCCAGCUGGCUCCCUCAAACAUGGAGCCCUCAGAGUGGACCUGUAGAUAUGGUUGUACCUGGUUGUAUGGAGAAUGGACAGUUUUCUGCCCUGCAGACAUCAGAGAGUCAGUUUUGGUGUGUGGCGCCUUCCAGUGGCCAAGUCAUCCAGCAUGGCAAAACAGAUAUACCCAGUAAUAAUGAGUGCCCAGGAUACUGCAGUGUGUUGAAAUCUGAAGUGCAAGGACGUAAUGUCGGAUUUCCUUUUGUGCCUGAAUGUGGUGAAAAUGGAGAUUUUUCAUCCACUCAGUGUGACCAGGACGGGACUAUGUGCUUCUGUGUCUUUCCAGAUGGGGAAGAAGCCUUUGGAACACGACAGAAUGUAUCAGAAAUGGGAAAACCACCUACCUGUAAAAGUCCAAUAUGCCCGUUAGCCUUCAGUGCCCAGGAUAUAAGGCACGGAGCAGUCUUCUGUGAAAACAUAUUGGAAGCUGGAAUAACGUUUCAGAAAUGUCAGCUGGUUUGCCGCAAAGGUUAUCAGAAUGUGUUACUCCAGGAUACAUUUACGUGCAAUACAGAUACUCGACUUUGGGGUGUCCAAGUGCCUCACCCUGGAUCUUGCCAAAAAAUUCAGUCGUUUCAAAGCAUCGAGACACAAGCACAGUUCCAGCUCCUUCUUCCUGUUGGCAAAAAGUGCAUGGCCGAAUAUUCGGGAUUAUUACAGGCUUUUAGGACUUUCAUUUUAGACGAUUUGAGGGCCAGAGGGCUGUGCCAGAUUCAGGUGAACUAUUUCGGAAGCAGAGGUGCCGGAGCUGUAUCAGUCUGCGAUGAGUCUACGGUCUUUGUUGAAUGUUUGGCGGUGGAUCGGUUAGGGGUAAAUGUUACUUGGAGAACACAGUUAGAAGAUUUCCCCGAAUCCUUCUUGCCCAGUUUACACGAUAUUGAAGAUGCUCUGAUUGGUGACAAUCUGGUUGGACGCUUUGCCUCUGUUAUCAGUAGUGGGAACUAUUCUCUGACCUUGGACUCUAAAGAAUUUGUUGCCGAUAGGACUGUGCUUUUCCCACACAUGGAGAAGCUGGGUUCCUUCCCACAAACCAGUCUGGGCUGUGCCCAAGGAUUUUUGAAAUCAUUAAAUUCCAAGACCGGCCAGUUUAAUGGAUGUGUUAUUUGCCCAGCUGGGAGUUUUGCACAGAAUGAAGUCUGUAAACUUUGCCCUCUGGGUUUUUAUCAAGUCGAGCCUGGAACUGCCUCUUGCACCAAAUGCCCCCUGGGAACAACCACAGUGAAUGGCGGAGCCUACAACAGAAGCCAUUGUGUGACCAGCUGCCAAAGGAACAGCAUAGGGCUGCUUUGUGACGCUAACGGCCAAUACCAACCAUCUCAGAAGGAUGUGGCAACCAACAGAUAUUUUUGUGUUGAUGUUUUUGGAAAAAGGCUGAUCUGGAGCGAAGCAGAUACGGAGCUCACUGACGCCCAGUGCCUAUUGCUAAGAAAGUUCGAGUUGGUUCCAGAAGACAAAAUCUUGUUCAUUGGUGAAGAUUCUGGAGUGACUCAGCCCAAAGCCAAUGGACAGAUAAAAUCCUUGUUGGAUUGCAUAACAGAUUGUGGCACAGAAGAAUCAUGUGACUACAUUUCUGUAUCUACAAAUGGGAGUGGCUUGAUCUGCGAGCAAUAUAGCGCCAAUGAAUCAAACAUCGUCUGCACUGACGUCCAACAGAAAGAGAGCGUUUUAGGAAACACGGAUUCAGUAAAAAUAGAAAACCCCAAGUGCCAAAUGAAGAUCAGACAGAGAAAUACUGGCAGUCACACAGUGUAUGGGAAAAAAGGAUAUACAUUUUUACGAAGUGGCCAGGCUCUAUUUGAAAGAACCGACUUUGGCAAUAUAAUAUCUGGAGCCUACAAGACGUUGGUUUUCUCUGCUGAUGGAGCUUCUCUAAGUGAGGCCCAUUUGUUUUGUCAUCAAGUUUGUCGGAAGGAUCCCUGCUGUGACGGCUUCAUUCUCAGCCAGAUCAUAUUAAAUAAAGGCACUAUACUCUGUGGCUUGCUCAGCUCACCUGAUGUUUUGCUGUGUAAUGUCAACGACUGGAGUGGAACGUCCCUUCUGGGUGGUGAAGGAGUUUGUAAAGGGGUGAGAUCCAACAAAGAGCAGAAGAUGUUUUCAUUCUUCUUGGGAGGCCAGGAGUUUACUGGAAGCUAUUCCAUGUUGUCGGAAAGCAUUGGCAAGGUGGAAUAUACCACAGAAUUAACCGCUGAGGUCAAAGAAGAAAUCCAGCAACUCUUUGUUACAUUCCAGCGAGUUUUCCUAAAAAGAGAUGGGUCAGGGAAUGGCCUUUCUGACUGUAGUGCUGGAUCCGUGCAGGAACUGAAUAAUUCAAGCAUUUCAGAUUCUGUAUUGGACCUUUUCCUUCCAGUAGAGAGUAAUACAGUAACAACUGACCCCCACCUGAUUAUCUCAAGCCAACAAUAUGGGGUAUCCAGACUGCGCUACUCCUCCGAUCAAGCUCUGCGGUGGUGCCUUACACGUUGUAAAGAAGAAGGGUCUUGGUGCCAUUUGACAGAUUUACAGGAGACUACGGAGGAAUUCUUCACGUGUACCCUAUACCCAGACGCAUGGAAAUGUAGCAACUCUCCCAGUCUGACCCCGGAUGAUUGCAAGAUCACAUUGCACAACAAACCACAGCGUCUCUACCUUAAAAAAGACAUGUUGGGUAACACAGUGAAGAACUUCUAUUCAGUUCUCCCCUUCCGACAAAUAACUGAUGUUUCUGUGAGAAGGAAGAUUGAUAUGACGGGAAAAAGCAUCUCUAAUGGAUUUUUCGAGUGUGAGCUCCACUGCGAUGCCGACCCAUGCUGUAAAGGCUUUGGAUACCUGCAAACAACCCACGGGCCAGGGACAGAGACGCGGUGUUUGCUGCUGAGCAGUAUGGGAAUACAGUCCUGCAUGGAUACGCCUGGAAACCAAUGGCGAGUUCUAAACUGCAGUUCAUCCAUUGAAGGUCGGGGAACUCAUCCUUUUGGGUGGUUCCAGAAGCCGGACAAUCAGCGGUCUCCUCCAUCAUCGCUCUGCCCCCCUGUAGAUGUGUUGAAGAUAAAACAGGAAGAUUUGGGUGAUUGGCUGCUCUUAGACAAAUCCUCUGCGGUUAUUGAUCCAUCUCUGUCUGCCUAUGAUAUGGUGCAAAUCAGCAGAGAAUCCCCCGAUAAUCUCCAGGCUGCUCAGAACUAUUGCUUGGCAGUAUGUGCCAGGGCUCCAUCCUGCGUCACCGCUACAGUUGCACUUCAGGAAGCAGCAGUGAGAUGUCUGUUCUAUCCUGAUAACCAGAACUGCUUCUACGGCCUGCGGAACCAUCAGUGCCAGCUUCUUGUCAAGGAACCAGCAACUUUUAUAUUCAGAAGAAAAGUUCGCCCCCCUCCUUCGACAUCGGUGGCCAUUCCACAAGGGACCCUCCUGGGUAAAUCCGAAGCUGUUGUGAUUGGCUCAAACAUAAAGAACGUUGUUCAGUUCCUUGGCAUUCCCUAUGCGGCUCCCCCAGUUGGAGUCUACCGGUUUAGCCCGCCACAGCCCGUUAACUGGACCGGUGAAUGGAACGCCACGUAUUCUAGGGCUAGCUGCUUGCAGCCUGGAGAUGGGAAAGCUCAAUACUCUUCUGUUGGGGAAGACUGCCUGUAUCUCAAUGUGUUCGUCCCACAACAUGCCGGCACGAAUGCAGCUGUUCUUCUAUAUUUCCAUAACAGCCCAAGCGAUUAUAGUGAAAAAGGACAAACCUUUAUUGACGGUUCCUAUCUGGCAGCUAUAGGCAACAUUGUGGUUGUAACUGCAGGUUACAGGGUUGGUGUAUUUGGAUUUCUGAGCAAUACUGGUGAAACAGCACCAAGUGGGAACUGGGGUCUGCUGGAUCAAGUCGCUGCUUUGAAAUGGGUCCAGGAGAACAUUGCCUAUUUUGGAGGAGACCCCACUUUGAUAUCCAUCGCUGCAGACAGGGCUGGGGCUGACAUUUCCAGCAUCCAUACGAUAGUCCCUGAAGGAAAGCUCUUCCGAAGAGCACUGCUAAUGGGAGGGUCUGCGUUUUCUCCAAUGAUGGUCACCAGUGAGAAGAGAGCGAAGGAGCAAGUAGAGUUCUUGGCUGCAGAAGUUGAGUGUUCAUCAUCAAACAAAGAUCUUCUGACCUGCCUUCGAGGGGUGGACGCAGGAGCCUUAAACGCUGCCCAGACAAAGCUGCUGGCUCAAAGAGGCCCGUUUCAAACAUGGGGCCCCAUUGUGGAUAAACUUUAUGUCAAAGAGACACCAUCUAGGAUGUUGAGGCAGAAGAAGUUUCAGAAAAUAGACCUUCUGACUGGAAGUUCUGAGCUAGAUGGCUUAAUCAGCCGUGCUAAAGCUAUCAAAAGAUUUGAAGAAACUCAAGGGCGAGUUGACAAAACUGCAUUUUAUCAAGCCCUUCAGAAUUCCUUAGGAGGAGUCGAGGCUAAUUCCCUCCUACAAGAGGCAGCUGUAUGGUUUUAUUCUUUAGAACAUUCCUCAGAUGACUAUACUGGGUUCUCCAAAGCUCUGGAAAAAGCGACACGUGACCAUUUCAUCGCCUGUCCUGUGAUCAAAAUGGCAAAACACUGGGCUGAAAAUUCAAAGGGAAACAUAUACCUGUACCAUGUUCCUGACACCUUGUCUCAGAGCAGUUCUGGCCUGGAUCUCCCCGAAGACGUUAUCCGCGCUUUCGGUCUCCCGUUUCACACAAACUAUAAAAACCAGUUUUCAUCUGAGGAACAGAUUCUCUCAUUAAAGAUUAUGCAAUAUGUUUCCAACUUUGUAAGAACUGGAAAUCCCAACUUUCCAUACACAUUUUCAAGAAGAAUUUCCAAAGAGUUACCUGUCUGGCCUAUGUAUCUUGCACACAGCAACGGCACCAAUUACAAGGAGUUUAGUUCAUCUCUGACUAAUAACCAAGGACUGAAAAAUUCCGAAUGCUCCUUCUGGAAUGACUACAUCCCAACCCUGAAAGUGUCUACAGGAUUGAAAAGUGACUUUUUACCCACAGAGAAAACGCCAGAAAGCAAACUGCUGCCCAGUCUCACUCCAGCAUCUCCAGAGCAAGACAAAGAGGGGUACAAUAGAAGGAAAUAA
Xenopus tropicalis (tropical clawed frog) is the source of this 8343-nucleotide messenger RNA. RefSeq names its product thyroglobulin (gene tg). Lineage: Eukaryota; Metazoa; Chordata; Amphibia; Anura; Pipidae. The record is from RefSeq and is marked provisional. Gene Ontology annotation, cellular component: extracellular region.